Messenger RNA from Daktulosphaira vitifoliae (grape phylloxera), 1665 nucleotides. RefSeq lists its product as uncharacterized. The transcript has a single exon. NCBI's taxonomy places the organism in Eukaryota, Metazoa, Arthropoda, Insecta, Hemiptera, Phylloxeridae. The record is from RefSeq and is a predicted model, not a curated record. Bases 1 to 1665 code for a protein of 554 amino acids.
AUGUCCAAUACUGAUGAGCGUGACGUUAGAUACCUACAGCGAAUUAAAAAGGCUGCGUUGUUUGUUCGUGAAAGCACCAUCAAUCGCAUUAAAUCUAUACAUGAAAUGUCUGUUCGCGUUGUUGAGUCUCCUGAGCUGUUACCUGAUUUUCUAAUAUCUGUGAAGGAUUUAGACCCAUUAUGGGAAACAUUUUUAGCAAAUAAUCAAGCCGUACUUGAGGCCUUGUCGGAUUUAGAUUUGCUCGAUGAAUUUUCUUUAAAUUUAGAAACUGAUACUCGCGCAUUAUGCAUAAGAGCAUUAGCUACUGCAGAUAAAUAUAAACCUACCUUGCCACGUCAAUCACUAUCUAAUAUUAACGAUGAUGGUAAUGAGUCUGUAAUUUCCAAUAAGUCCGGCAUCAAUAGUGGGAUGCGGUCACGUUUGCCUGAGAUACCCCUCCCCUCCUACAGUGGUAGCUUUUCGGAUUGGCCGGUCUUUCGUGAUAGAUUUAAGGCACUGAUAGCUCAGCGUACGGAUUUGUCCAAUAUUGAGCGAUUUUAUUAUUUGUUGGGAUGUCUAAAAGGUGAAGCACUUAAUAGUAUUCGCAACAUUGUUGUAUCCGAGACCACCUAUGAACUAGCCUGGUCAACAUUAGUCGAUAGAUUUGACAGACCUCGACAGCUAGCCACUUUAAUUGUGGACAAGUUAAUAUCAAUUCCGGCACAGUCACAGGAGUCUUUGGAGGGGUUAAAAGAUUUUUUGGUAUUAUUUUCGGAUCAGACAGCAGUAUUGGAGUCAUUGCAAAUACCUAACCUUGGAGAAUUUCUAUUAUUUGCUCUGUCGUCCCGAUGCUUACCAUUAUCCACCCGCAAAGGUUUUGAAGCGGUUAAUUCUGAAGAAUUUCCUGCUGCCUCUGACGUAAUAAAGUAUGUAAAGGGGCGGGUAUCCAUUUUAGAGGCUGUCAGAUUUUCUGGUAGUUCACGUCGAUUAACAGUUCAACGCGACAACAUGAAACCAUCAACUUUCCGAAAUAUAGAUAAGCGACCCAAGUUUGCUUUAGUCGCUGCCAAAUCUUCUGGUGCUCCUAUCUAUAAUUGUGUUUUUUGUAAUGGGUCACAUGGACCAUCUAAGUGUCGAAUGUUUCAAUCGGCUUCGGUAGAAGAUCGUAACACUAUGGUACGAGAGAAGAAGAUUUGUUUUAGUUGUUUAAGUAGCUCACAUUGGAGCAACCGUUGUAAGGAGCGCCGACCUUGUAAACACUGUCCUAGGAUGCACCAUAGUCUUCUUCACGUAGAUAAAUCAGAUGGUGAGACCUUAUCUAAUGUGGUCGGAGUACCUGUAAGCAACACUUCGGUAAUGAGUACUCGUCCAAGGCAUACCGUCUUAUUAGGUACUGCACUAGCUCACAUCAAAGACCGUGCAGGUAUCUUUCAGACUGUUCGAGUUUUAAUAGACUCAGCUUCACAAAUUAGUGCAGUAACCAGUAGCUGUGUAAAUCGUUUAGGAUUGUCAAAGAGAAAAUGGACAGCGCUCAUUUUAGGUCUUGCUGGAGCUAAGGUACCUCUGGUUGAAGGAGUUGUCGACUGUCGACUCACUCCCCGGUAUGCUCCNAGUUGUCGACUGUCGAAUCACUCCCCGGUAUGCUCCACAACACGAAUUACUUGUAAAUGCUUGGGUAUUACCUAA